Molecule: messenger RNA, 741 nt
Organism: Cucumis sativus (cucumber)
Lineage: Eukaryota; Viridiplantae; Streptophyta; Magnoliopsida; Cucurbitales; Cucurbitaceae
Exons: 1
Coding region: 194-607 (137 amino acids)
Molecular function (GO): calcium ion binding
Source: RefSeq, a predicted model, not a curated record
CAAUCUUCAAAACCGAAACAAAUUGUCAGAAACAAAUGGCCAUAGUGAGGACUAAAGCUCCCUCUCCAAGUCCUAUUUAUAUGAAAUCCUCAAAGAUCCCUCUCCUCAUAAAAAAACCCAACUCAAAAUCUUCUCUUCUACUAUACCUUCCUAUUUCCUUUGUUUAUCAGCUAAAAUAUCAGAGCUAGCUAAAAUGAGUGUGGAGAUAUUGGAUAGUGCUACCAUUGUCAACUUCGUUGAAGAUGAUGUAGCUUUUGGUGCAUUCAUAAGAGAUCGUUUUGCUCACCUAGAUACCAACCGUGAUGGUCUCCUUUCCUACAGUGAGAUGUUGGAGGAGUUGCAUACCCUCAGGGUUUUCGAGACCCAUUUUGGAAUUGAUGUGAAGCCUGAUCCGGAUGAGCUUUCUUCUGUCUAUAGUUCUCUGUUUUUGCAGUUUGAUCGUGACUCAAGUGGAACAGUUGAUCUGGAUGAGUUUAGGGCUGAGACCAAAAGGAUGAUGUUAGCUAUGGCUAAUGGGAUGGGAUUCUUACCUGUUCAGAUGGUGCUUGAAGAGGGAAGCUUCUUGAUGAAGGCUGUUGAGAGGGAAACCGCAAUAACGGCCGCUUGAUCAUUCUGACUGCUCUCAUAAUGAAUUACUGAAAUAAUUUACCUUUUUCUUGCUGUAUUAGUAAAUUCAAGAAUCAAUUCAGAAGAGUGUGGUUUUUCUCAACUGAAAUAAAACAUAUUGUUUUGCUUUUUCAA